CGCCGGGCGAGAGGGGCGCGGCGCGCUCCUGGCCACGGCGUCCGCAGCAUGGGGAACCGCGCGGGGCGCAGCGACUUCGAGUGGGUCUACACCGACCAGCCGCACACGCAGCGGCGCCAGGAGAUGCUCGCCAAGUACCCGGCCAUCAAGGCCCUGAUGCGGCCGGACCCGCAGAUCAAGUGGACGGUGCUGGGGAUGGUGCUGUCGCAGCUGCUGGCCUGCUGGCUGGUGCGCGGGCUCGCGUGGCGCUGGCUCCUGUUCUGGGCCUACGCGUUCGGCGGCUGCGUGAACCACUCGCUGACGCUGGCCAUCCACGACAUCUCGCACAACACCGCCUUCGGCACCGGCUGCCCCGCCUACAACCGCUGGUUCGCCAUCUUCGCCAACCUGCCCAUCGGCCUGCCCUACGCCGCCUCCUUCAAGAAGUACCACGUGGACCACCACCGCUACCUGGGCGGGGACGGGCUGGACGUGGACGUGCCCACGCGCCUCGAGGGCUGGCUCUUCUGCACGCCGGCCCGCAAGCUGCUCUGGCUGGUGCUGCAGCCCGUCCUGUACUCGCUGCGGCCGCUCUGCGUGAACCCCAAGGCCGUGACCCGCCUGGAGAUCCUCAACACCCUGGUGCAGCUGGCGGUGGACGUCGCCAUCUUUGCCCUCUGGGGGAUCAAACCCGUGGCCUACCUCCUGGCGGGCACCCUCCUGGGACUGGGCCUGCACCCCAUCUCGGGCCACUUCGUGGCUGAGCAUUACAUGUUCCUCAAGGGUCACGAGACCUACUCCUACUACGGGCCGCUGAACUGGAUCACCUUCAACGUGGGCUACCACAUGGAGCACCACGACUUCCCCAGCAUCCCGGGCUGCAACCUGCCCCUGGUGCGGAAGAUUGCGCCCGAGUACUACGACCACCUGCCGCAGCACCACUCGUGGGUGAAGGUGCUGUGGGACUUUGUGUGGGACGACUCCCUGGGGCCCUACGCCCGGGUGAAGCGCGUGUGCCGGCUGGCGGGUGACCGGCUGUGAGGCGCCGGCG
Molecule: messenger RNA, 1030 nt
Organism: Perognathus longimembris pacificus (Pacific pocket mouse)
Lineage: Eukaryota; Metazoa; Chordata; Mammalia; Rodentia; Heteromyidae
Gene: Degs2
Product: delta 4-desaturase, sphingolipid 2
Exons: 3
Coding region: 49-1020 (323 amino acids)
Biological process (GO): sphinganine metabolic process; ceramide biosynthetic process
Cellular component (GO): membrane
Molecular function (GO): sphingolipid delta-4 desaturase activity
Source: RefSeq, a predicted model, not a curated record